AUGGAGACACUGCCAAGUGCUGCUGACGUCCUAACAAGAUGUGAUUUAAAAUUAAUAAGAAAUAACAUUACUAACUCCAGAUUAUCAGUGUUUCCAAAAAUGCCAAAAGAUUUACUCGGAACACAAGAUGUCCUGGAGAAAAUAAACGUUAGCACAGUUAAAGGAGAAACAUUUUUAUUGAAAAACGUGAAAGAUGCAGGCAUAGUUAUGUUUUCCUGCCUUUCAAAUCUGCAAUGCAUGUGUCAAUGUGAAAAUUACAUACCGUUUGUGUUUUGCUUACUAAAAGACAAACGAAAGGAUAGUUAUGCCCACACGUUCAAGUGCUUGGUGUCUGAAUGUGAUAAAAGAGGGUUACGAUUUUCUCCCAAAACCAUCGUUUCUGACUUUGAGAGAGGGAUACAAGAAAGUAUAAGAGACACUUUUCCUGGAACUAAAAUUAUCGGUUGUCGCUUUCAUUUAGCUCAAGCAUGGUGGAGAAAAAUACAACAAUUAGGUCUUAGUAGGCACUACGAAGAGCGAGAUUCUCCGACUGGAAGAUGGUUGCGCUAUUGUUUUGGUCUUACAUAUUUAAGCCCAGAAGAUGUCGAAGUGGCAUUUUUUUAUUAAUUGGGAAUCUGACUUCAGAAGUGAUGGAAUUUGCUGAUUAUUUAGCAAAAAACUACGUCGACGUAGAUGAAAACACGCCGUAUCCUCCUUCCAUGUGGGCAGCUGACUAUUCUGAUCUGUGGCGAACAACUAAUUCUUGUGAGAGGUUUAGUUCAUUUUUUGGAGCAACAAACCCUAACAUCUUUAUUUUUGUCAAAAACCUUAAUUUAAUACAAAGUGAUACCUAUAUUAGAAUAAACACUGCCGAGACUAGUGGACCUCGAAAAAUAUCAAAAAAAGAACUGUUUAUUAACGAAAGAAUUGCCGAGUUUAAAAACGGAAAAAUAGGAUAUUUUGAUUUUUUAAAUGUAGUGUCAUAUAAAAC
Messenger RNA from Parasteatoda tepidariorum (common house spider), 970 nucleotides. The record is from RefSeq and is a predicted model, not a curated record. NCBI's taxonomy places the organism in Eukaryota, Metazoa, Arthropoda, Arachnida, Araneae, Theridiidae.